UAAUUUCGUUCAAACAUGGCUUCACGAGGCUGCAAGUAUCCUGCAGAUGCAUUUUUUUAUGUCUGCGGAUAUUUUAUCAAAACAAAAGCGAAAAAGUACUCCUUGGAAACAUGUUUUAAAAUGUGCGAAGCUUACAAUGCUUAUUUCGGCAUGCCUGUGGGUGAUCAAGACAAAUCCUGGGCACCUCAUUUCGCCUGUGAAAACUGCAAAAGGACUUUGGAAGGAUGGUACAGAGGGGAAAAGAGAGCUAUGAAGUUUGCUCUGCCAAGAGUUUGGAGAGAACCCACUGACCAUUCAAGCAACUGCUUUUUCUUUCCACACAGCUCUGGCCUCCCCGUUCCUACUCCUCCAGAGAAAGAGCAGGUGUCUUCCUGUGAGAGCCCUGAUUCCAAGAGUGAGGAAGACAAUGAAGGUGAAGGAUUUAAUUUACUAGCUGAUAACAGAAACCCAUACUAUCCCAACCAAAAGGACAUGAAUGAUUUGAUCAGAGAUCUUGGUCUCACCAAGUCCAAUGCUGAACUUUUGACGUCCAGACCCAAAAGAGUGGCGCCUCUUCAUUGA
Molecule: messenger RNA, 561 nt
Organism: Belonocnema kinseyi
Lineage: Eukaryota; Metazoa; Arthropoda; Insecta; Hymenoptera; Cynipidae
Exons: 3
Coding region: 16-561 (181 amino acids)
Source: RefSeq, a predicted model, not a curated record